This is a messenger RNA of Daucus carota subsp. sativus, 1960 nucleotides long. RefSeq names its product SKP1-like protein 21. Gene Ontology annotation, biological process: SCF-dependent proteasomal ubiquitin-dependent protein catabolic process. NCBI's taxonomy places the organism in Eukaryota, Viridiplantae, Streptophyta, Magnoliopsida, Apiales, Apiaceae. Gene Ontology annotation, cellular component: nucleus; cytoplasm. The transcript is spliced from 10 exons. Gene Ontology annotation, molecular function: cullin family protein binding. Bases 476 to 1513 code for a protein of 345 amino acids. The record is from RefSeq and is a predicted model, not a curated record.
ACAACCAACCCAACCCCAAUUCACCCAAAAAUUUCUGGUUUUAUACUAACCCUAGCCCCUCCCCCCUAUCUAUUCACCCCCCACACACCUAUACAUACACCUAUACAUACACACAAACAUUGCUCCUUCUUCACUCCAUACUUUCAGGAUUUCUUGGGCCUAGCACAUUCUUCGCAACACAUUUGAGUAGAGAGACAAGUUCAAGACAGCCAUCUAAUAAGACAAAGAUUAUACUCGCAUAUAGGUGUAAGGCAUUGUGCGAUUUUUGAUUCAACUACUUUAAGAGUUUAUAUUAUCAUCCGAAAAAGUUUAUCUACUGUGGAAGAACCUUCUUUAGGUACCUUCGCUAAGAAGCAUCUCAGUUUACAGCUGUAACUAUCCUGUGACGAAGCUUUGGAAGUUAUAAGGUUCUUAUAUUGUGCAAAUUCUAAAGGAAUUUCCAAGGUUGGACGUGUAAUGUGUGUGGGGACUGCCAAUGGCUAUCGUCAGACCAGAGAUGAAGUCUUACAUCUGGCUCCAAACUACUGAUGGCUCAAUCCAAGAAGUAGAGGAAGAGGUUGCUAUGUUCUGCCCCAUGAUAUGUCGAGAAGUACUUCAGACUGGCAUGGGAUCUUCCAAAAAUUAUGCAAUAAAACUUCCUCAGAGGGUGAAUCCUGCGGUCCUGGGCUUGAUACUGGAUUACUGUCGUUUUCAUCAGUUACCUGGUCACUCUAAUAAGGAGCUGAAAACUUAUGAUGAGAAGUUUAUCCGGUUAGACACCAAAAAUUUAUGCGAGUUAACGUCCGCUGCUGAUAGCCUGCAGUUGAGGCCUUUGGUUGAUCUUACGAGCCGUGCACUUGCUCGGAUUAUUGAAGGCAAAACUCCUGAGGAAAUUCGCGAGACAUUUCAUUUACCUGAUGAUCUUACAGAGGAAGAAAAAUUAGAGCCCUUAAGAAACAUGACAGAUGACCCACGUAUCAGGCUCCUGAAUCGGUUGUAUGCAAGAAAGAGGAAAGAAUUGAAAGAGAGAGAGAAAGUAAAGAAUGUUGAGGUUGCAGAGGAGCACAUGGAUAAACGUUCUGUGGAUGAUCUCUUGUCCUUCAUAAAUGGUGGUGACGGUGACUCAAAAUGUGUUAGAUCUGCCAAAAAUAAAAAGAAAAACCGUAGACGAAAAGAUCAACCAAGAAAUUCUGCAUCAAACAAUGACAAUGAAAAUCGCGAGAAGGAAACAGAGAGUCUCAAUUCAGCUCACUAUAAUGGUGCAGUGGAAGAUGUUUCUAGCUCAAAUCGAGCUUUAAUGUUGCAAGAUUCAUCAUCUGCCACAUUAUUAUCCAAUCUUGAUUUUGAUGACGCGGAUAUUGAUGAUGGAUUGGAUCCUGCUUUGAAGGAAGAAAUUGACAGGGAAGUAGAAGAUUUUGCUCGGAGAUUAAACUCAGUGUGGCCGGAGAGAAUGCAGGAGAUCUAUGCUUUGGGUCAAGAAAGAAGGCUUUUACAAAUACAUGGCAACAGUUCUGUUGCAAGAUACACAGCCUGAGUCUUGUAAUGAAGGUCCCAUGGUGGAGUGCUCGUGCACUGCUUACCUUGGUAUCACGUUUCUCCAAUGAAUAAUGGCAAUUUUACAUGUGGCCUUCUUUUACGGUGGAGAAACUGGAAAAGGGAAAAGAGGGAGCUCAAUAAAGAAGCUAAAAGGUGACAAACACCUGGCAACUUGGCAGUUGGCGCUUUCUUAUAAUGUGUUGGCUCUUUUGCCCUCACAAUUUAUUUUUGUUACUUGAUGUUUUUUAAUUAUUUGUCUUGAUUUGAAUUUUUUUUAUUGUUAUCAAACUGUAAUACCAGAGUGUAGUACAUAGGGUAUAGUUAGUUUUUUCUUGUGGGUGCUUGGACACAAAGUUUUCUCACAUUGCAAUGUAAAAACGACCAGUAUAGAGAACAAAGGGGUAAAGAACAUGAACUGAGUUUAGUACAUCUUUUUGACAGUGUA